Messenger RNA from Dentiscutata heterogama, 780 nucleotides. Lineage: Eukaryota; Fungi; Glomeromycota; Glomeromycetes; Diversisporales; Gigasporaceae. The record is from the annotation of a GenBank genome assembly.
AUGCCGAAAAUCAAAGUCACAACUUUAAACUACUAUAAGGUGUUGGAAGUUAAUGCGAAUGCAGAUGAGAGAGAAAUCCGACAAGCCUACAAGAGGUUAGCUUUAAAAUGGCACCCAGAUAAAAAUCGGGGUAAUUCAAACAAGACCGCCGAACUAAAAUUUAAGGAGAUAGCCGAAGCUUAUGAAGUUUUAAGUGAUAAAAAUAAACGGUUUGAAUAUGACAAUAGAGGAAGGCAAUAUAAAUAUGAAAAUGAGGAAAAUGAAUGGGAAGAAGACGGGGAAGACGAAUGGGAAGACGACGAUGAAGACGAAUCGGAAGAAGAAGAAGACGAAUGGGAAGUAUACGAAGAAAACGAAUGGGAAGAAAAAAUGCAAGAAAAAGAACAACGAGAAAGAAUAGUCCGGGAAAAAAGAGAAAAAGAAAUUAACCAGCAAGCCGAACAUAGAAUGAGUUUGCAUGACGUGAGGUGUUAUUGUGAUGAACCAGCAAUAAAACGUCAAACCCAAAAAGAAAAUGAAAAUUAUGGAAGAUUUUUUUAUUGCUGUAGUCAACAAGCUACCUGUAAUUAUUUCGUUUGGGAAGACGAGUAUCAAGUUAAAGCCAAGUGUUACUGUGGUGAGUACGCAAUAAAACGUAAAGUAAAAAAGGACAAUAUGAAUCAUGGAAGGUUUUUUUAUUGCUGUGCUGAUUAUCAGGAUAAAUGUGAUUAUUUCAUGUGGGAAGAUGAAUUUCAAUCAGUCUUUAAAUGUUUUUGUAUGGAAUAUGCCGUUAAGCGUAGG